AUGGGUGUUACCAAGACUCUUAUCAAGGAGGGCUCCGGUGUUCAGCCCAAGCAGGGCCAGACCGUCGUCAUCGAGUACACUGGCUGGUUGAAGGACACCAGCAAGCCCGACAACAAGGGCAACAAGUUCGACUCCUCUGUCGGUCGCGGCGACUUUGAGGUCAAGAUUGGUGUUGGCCAGGUUAUCCGAGGCUGGGACGAGGGUGUUACCCAGAUGAAGGUCGGCGAGAAGUCGACCCUUGACAUCAGCAGCGAAUUUGGAUACGGUGCUCGAGGCUUCCCCGGUCACAUCCCCGCCGGCGCCGACCUGAUCUUCGACGUUGAGCUCAAGAACGUCCGAUAG
Messenger RNA from Akanthomyces muscarius, 342 nucleotides. RefSeq lists its product as uncharacterized. Gene Ontology annotation, molecular function: peptidyl-prolyl cis-trans isomerase activity. The transcript is spliced from 6 exons. The record is from RefSeq and is a predicted model, not a curated record. Bases 1 to 342 code for a protein of 113 amino acids. Lineage: Eukaryota; Fungi; Ascomycota; Sordariomycetes; Hypocreales; Cordycipitaceae.